Phyllostomus discolor (pale spear-nosed bat) is the source of this 1593-nucleotide messenger RNA. RefSeq names its product olfactory receptor 4P4. Gene Ontology annotation, biological process: G protein-coupled receptor signaling pathway. Lineage: Eukaryota; Metazoa; Chordata; Mammalia; Chiroptera; Phyllostomidae. Gene Ontology annotation, cellular component: membrane. The transcript has a single exon. Bases 4 to 1017 code for a protein of 337 amino acids. The record is from RefSeq and is a predicted model, not a curated record. Gene Ontology annotation, molecular function: olfactory receptor activity; G protein-coupled receptor activity.
UCCAUGAACAUUUCUGUCAUUGACUUAUGCAUCAUGUCUUUCCAGGGCCCUGUUAAUGCAUUUUUACUGCACUGGACCAUGGAAAGUGGAAGUAAUGUCACUGUGUUUAUUCUCUUAGGACUAUCUCAAAACAGGAACAUUGAAAUCCUCUGCUUUGUGUUGUUUUUAUUUUGCUAUGUUGCUAUUUGGAUAGGAAAUUUGCUCAUAAUGAUUUCUAUCACAUUCAGUCUGCUAGUUGACCAACCCAUGUAUUUCUUCCUUAAUUACCUCUCCCUCUCCGACCUUUGCUAUACAUCAACAGUGAUGCCCAAACUAAUGACUGAUUUACUGGCAGAAAGGAAGACCAUUUCCUGUAAUAACUGCAUGGCACAGCUUUUUAUCCUUCACUUCCUUGGAGGCAUCGAAAUCUUCAUCCUCACAGGGAUGGCCUACGACCGUUAUGUGGCCAUCUGCAAGCCCCUGCACUACACCAUCAUCAUGAACAGGCAAAGGUGUAACACGAUCAUUGUAGCUUGUUGCACUGGGGGAUUUCUACACUCUGCCAGUCAGUUUCUUCUCACCAUCUUUCUGCCAUUCUGUGGCCCCAACGAGAUAGAUCACUACUUCUGUGAUGUGUAUCCUUUGCUGAAACUGGCUUGCACUGACACCUCCAGAAUCGGUCUCUUGGUAAUUGUCAAUUCAGGUCUGAUUGCUUUGGUGACAUUUGUGAUUUUGAUGGUGUCUUAUUUUCUCAUACUACAUACCAUCAGGGCUUUCCCUGCAGAGAGCCGUGCCAAAGCUCUUUCCACUUGCAGUUCUCACAUUACAGUUGUGGUCCUGUUUUUUGGGCCUGCCCUUUUCAUUUACAUUAGACCAGCCACAACUUUUCCAGAAGAUAAAGUGCUUGCCCUUUUCUACACCAUCAUUGCACCCAUGUUCAAUCCUCUGAUCUACACACUCAGAAACAUGGAGAUGAAGACUGCUCUGAGGAAAGUGUGGUGCCAGAAAGCAUUUUUGAUUGGAAGGCAAAUCAUCUGAAAGCAUGAUCUGAAAGCAUGAUUUCCCUCCUCACCACAGACCCUAUUCAAGUGAUACUUGUUUCACUUCAGUUUAUUAAACCAGGAACUUUGCUGUAAGAAAAAUAACCAUGACACCAGUGUCAUUUCAUUAACAUUAAAAUUUGCUAUAUCAUACUUUCUUCUUUAUUUCUUGAUCUGUUCCUUAUUUAUAUCUUUGCUUAAUAAUUUGAGUCAUCAUUUCCUUGUUCAAGUUCUGUUAUGCUUUGCUUUGAUUUUUUUUCCUUUAGAUUUCCAUUAGUUGCUAACUGGGAUCACCAUUUUAAUUUCUCUGAACUUUGGUCCCAUGAGUGAAUAUCCAAAUGUAUGCAAGCAAUAUCAUACUGACCAUCCUAGACCCAGAGAGUCCAUAUGACCUUGUUGUCCUCCCUGCAUUCUCAUCAAAAAGAAGUCUCAGAAAUUUAGAACCAUUCUUCCUCCUCUUCUUCCCCCUUCUUCUUUUUCAUAGCCCAGUAGUUUUCCAUUAUGCAAAUGUACAGUAGUUGUUUUAUCCACUCCUAUACUAAUGGACACUUGGGCUGUUUUCAAAUCUUGGAUA